This is a messenger RNA of Nestor notabilis (Kea), 5232 nucleotides long. It is a transcript of the gene PCF11, whose product is annotated as PCF11 cleavage and polyadenylation factor subunit. The record is from RefSeq and is a predicted model, not a curated record. The transcript is spliced from 15 exons. Gene Ontology annotation, biological process: termination of RNA polymerase II transcription. Gene Ontology annotation, molecular function: mRNA binding; RNA polymerase II complex binding. Lineage: Eukaryota; Metazoa; Chordata; Aves; Psittaciformes; Psittacidae. The coding region runs from base 24 to 4901 and encodes 1625 amino acids. Gene Ontology annotation, cellular component: cytoplasm; mRNA cleavage factor complex.
CUGCAUCAGAGAAGCUUCCAGUUAUGUACCUUAUGGAUUCCAUUGUCAAGAAUGUCGGAAGAGAGUAUCUUACUGCAUUUACUAAAAACCUAGUUGCAACAUUUAUUUGUGUAUUUGAAAAGGUGGAUGAGAAUACUAGGAAAAGUUUAUUUAAAUUACGCUCCACAUGGGAUGAUAUUUUUCCUUUGAAGAAACUAUAUGCACUUGAUGUCAGAGUCAACUCAUUAGAUCCUGCUUGGCCAAUUAAACCUCUGCCCCCAAAUGUGAAUACUUCUAGCAUCCAUGUGAAUCCUAAGUUUUUAAAUAAAUCGCCAGAGGAAUCUGCUGCACCUACCUCUGCUGUCACUUCUGGUGCCUCUACUCCUCCUGCUGUUCCUGAAAUACAAAAGAAUUUGACACAGGAGCAGCUAAUAAGGCAGCAAUUGCUUGCAAAGCAAAAGCAGUUGUUGGAACUUCAACAAAAGAAAUUAGAGCUGGAGCUGGAACAGACGAAAGCACAGUUGGCUGUAUCUCUUAGCGUUCAGCAAGGAUCAUCGUCUGUAGCUUCAGUUCCAGCACCUUCUAAGCAACACAUGUCUUCCACACCUCACAUGACAGUGAAAGCACCUCAUCAGACUGCUGUGCAAUCUGAAAAAAACAAGCCAUCCCCAAGUCCUCCACUUCAUGAUGUCAAAAUAGCAAACAGGGACCCUCGGCUUAAUAGGAUGAGUCAACAUUCGUCUCAUGGUAAAGAUCAGUCUCAUAGGAAAGAGUUUCCACCGAGCACAACCAGUCAGUCUGAUACCAAGACAAGCAAAACAACCCAGUCUGAAAAACAGAACUCAACAAAGCAAGAGAAAUCGAAAGCAAGUGAAAAAACACAGAAGAAAGAACUUGACCAGUCAGAAGCAAAAUCUAAAUCACCAUCCCCUUUGAAAAAUAAGCAGCCCAGUACUAAAGAUACUAAAAGCCAGGAAAGUGAAAGCACAAAAAUCCCUGAUAUUAGUAAGCGGGAUCCAAGACUGAAAAGACAUCUUCAAGAUAAAGAGGGCAAAGAGGAGGAGGUGAAGGAAAAGAGGAGGAAUACAGAGAAGAAAGAAAAAGAGGAACAUAAGACAGGUGAACACAGACCAGCAGGCAGCAGAAAUAAAGUCAUCAAUGGUGCUGUUCAGAAACAAGACACAAGUACAGAGGAGGCAGAGAAACAGGGUGGGAAACAAGGGAGAUCAAGUAAUAGGAAACGAUCACGAUCGCGCUCUCCUAAGGCACGGUCGCCAUCUACACAUUCCCCAAAAAGACGGGAGAGGAGGUCACCCAAAAGAAGACUCCGGAGUUUAUCUCCCACUUCAUCAACUCCAAAAAUUGGAAAGAUCCGUCAGAUAGGCCCUAAGCAGUCUCACACUGAAGAAAGCACGCAAGCAGCAAGAGAGGAAAGAAACUCCACUAAGAGGAAUGCUAAACAAGAGGUGCGAGAUCCGAGGAGAGUGAAAAAAGCCCAAGAAGACAGGCCCCAAGAAACAGCAAGCCAGCAUUCUACUAAAGCUUCUCCUGAUCCAAAGGAGAAUGCAGAGAACUGGCAAGGAUCCAAAUCAGGCAAGAGGUGGAAAUCUGGUUGGGAAGAAAAUAAAAACACACAGCAGAGUGAAGAGCACCAAGCACUUGGUAAAUCCCCUCACCAAAGACACCGGGAAAACUGGCCUGCUGGCAAAGGAAUUCUGUCACCCCGAGCACCAAAGCAGCAGCACCGGUUAAGUGUGGAUGCCAAUUUACAGAUCCCCAAAGAAUUGACAUCUGCAAGCAAGAGAGAAUUACUUAAGAAGGCCAAUGAACGCUUGACAUCAGGUGAAAUAACACAGGAUGAGUUCCUCAUGGUGGCUCAUCAGAUCCGACAGCUGUUCCAGUAUCAGGAAGGAAAGCACAGAUGUAAUGUCUGGGAUAGCCCUACAGAGGAAAAAUGUGGUUUGAAGAAGAAACCUCUUCUGUCAGAUGCAGAGUUAACAUAUUACGAACAUAAAGCUAAACUAAAAAGAACACAAGUUCAGCAUUCGUUGUCCAGGCUUGAUCUGUUGGAUCCUGAUGAUAUUCUGGAUUAUCAUAUACCUGAUGCAUUGCUUUCUGGAAUAGAGUGUGAGCAAGCAAAAGCCAAGCGUGGAGUACAGUUUGAUAGGAAAGAGCCAUUUGGGGAGAGAGCGAGGAGACACUCUCCUGUAAGUGGCACUAACAGACCUUUUGCUGAUAACCUCUCACCGCUUGAGGGUCGACGAAGACUUGAGGAACAAAAUGCUACCAAGGGAGCAAGAGGUUCCAAGAACUUUGAUCCUUACGACAGCUGGGGAGAAUCAGAGGAAUUCAGAGAUGCUCUGAGGCAACAGGGGAAAAGCACAUCCACAGAGUUCCAGAAAAUAGAUGGUGAUGCAAUCUGCAGGUUUGAAAAUCGUGAGGAAAGACAACUUCUUGGGCAAGCUGGUGUUCGAGAGGAACCACGGUCCCCGUUCAGUGAACGUUUCAAAAGAACUAGGUAUGAAGAUCCAGAGAAAGCACCGUUUCCAGAAAGUCCAGGAUCAAGAUUUGGAGGCAUUGAAGCAAAGCAGAGGAUAAGUGCACUGAUGGAGGAGAGAUCUCUAUUUGAUGGCUCGCCUAGACAGGCUGCUGCAAGGGUUGGGGUAGAUGGACAAGGAAGCCCUUUUGGUGAUGCUCCUGCUGCUGGGUCAAGCUCCAGAAUCGAUGGGCCACCUGGACAGGCUGCUAUGAGAUUUGAGGGGCCUUUGGUGGGAGCAAGUGCAUCUCAGUUUGAUGGACCGCUGGCAGGAGCAGGGGGAGCUGGAGCCCUAAGAUUUGAUGGGCCACCAGGGCAGCUGGCAGGGGCCCUGAGGUUUGAAGGACCCCCAGGGCAGGGUGGUGGAGGAGGUCCACUGAGGUUUGAAGGCCCUCUUGGGCAGAUAGGUGGGCCGUUGCGCUUCGAGGGGCCUGCAGGUGGUCCUAGAUUUGAAGGACCCGGAGUUGGCCUCAGGUUUGAGGGUCCCCGUGGUCAGCCUUCAGGUGGUCUCAGGUUUGAGGGACCUCAUGGUCAACCUAUGGGGCCUCGAGGUCAACCAGGGGGUGGUCUCAGGUUUGAGGGACCCCAUGGUCAGCCCUUGGGGCCUCAUGGUCAACCAGGGGGUGGCCUCAGGUUUGAGGGGCCACAUUUACAGCCAUUGGGGCCCCAUGGUCAACCUGGAGGUGGCCUCAGAUUUGAGGGGCCCAUGGGGCCCCAUGGACCAUCAGGUGGUGGGCUCAGAUUUGAGGGGCCACAUGGACCAUCAGGUGGUGGGCUCAGAUUGGAAGGACCAGGUGUAGGUCCUCGGUUGAUUGAUGGACCAAUACACCAGGGAGCUGGUGGACUUAGAUUUGAUGGUCCUUUGGGUCGGGCCGGCCCAAGGUUUGAUGGUUGUCACGCAGCUGGAUUUGAUGGUCAGCCUGGACAACUGUCUCUGUUACAAAGAUUUGAUGGAAUCCAUGGAACACCUGGUCCAAGAUUCGAAAGGGCUCCUGGCCAACAGGCACAACCACGUUUUGAUACAGCCAUACCUCAAAGAUUUGAUGGACCUCACCAGCCAGCCUCUAGGUUUGACUUGCCACUUGGCCUUCAAGGUGCACGCUUCGAAAAUGUAGCUAACCAUCCUGCCUCAAGACUAGAACUGUCACCAUAUGGACAAGGUGGUCCAUUUGUUGACCAUCCCGGCCAGGGCUACAAUGGACCAUCUCAUGGGAUGCAGUUCCAGAGAGCUGAUCUGUUUGAUGGUUCGCCUGGACCAAAUUUCAAUGGGCCAGCUGGGCCUGGAGCACAGAACUUCCCACUGCGAGCAGCUGGGCAUUACUUUGAAGAAAAAGGGCUUCAAGGUCCUCAGUAUGGAAACUUCAAUAACAUGCCAAUGGGAAGUAGCCAGGUAUCUCUCCUGUCUGCUCAAGGAGGGCCUUAUGGCCAAGGUCAACAGUAUUUGCCAAAUCCUGGAAGUUUUGUUCAGAACCCUGCAGGAGCCGUUCCACAUUCAUACCCUGAUAACCACCUUGGGCAGGUUGAUGUCAAUGAGUUGUUUGCUAAACUGCUGAAAACAGGGAUCCUCAAACUGUCAAAAACUGAUUCCACUUCAGCACAAGUGAAUGAAGCAUCAGCCCAGCCAGCUGCUGAAGAGGAAGAUGAUGACCAGAAUGAAGAUCAGAAUGUCCCAGAUCUCACUAACUUCACUGUUGAAGAAUUAAGACAGCGAUAUGAUAGUGUUAUAAAUCGUCUGUACACUGGAAUUCAGUGUUACUCGUGUGGAAUGAGAUUCACCACUUCCCAGACAGAUGUUUAUGCAGAUCAUUUGGAUUGGCAUUAUCGUCAGAACCGGACAGAGAAAGAUGUUAGCAGAAAAAUUACACACAGGAGAUGGUACUACAGUUUAACAGACUGGAUUGAAUUUGAGGAAAUAGCUGACCUCGAGGAGCGUGCAAAGAGCCAGUUCUUUGAAAAAGCUCAUGAAGAGGUUGUGUUGAAGACACAAGAAGCUGCAAAAGAAAAGGAGUUUCAGAGUGUCCCUGCAGGACCUGCUGGAGCGGUUGAGAGCUGUGAAAUUUGCCAAGAGCAAUUUGAACAGUACUGGGAUGAGGAAGAGGAAGAGUGGCACCUGAAGAAUGCUAUCAGAGUAGACGAGAAGAUUUACCAUCCAUCUUGCUACGAAGAUUACCAAAACACAUCAUCAUUCGAUUGCACGCCAUCUCCCAGCAAAACUCCCGUAGAAAACCCACUAAAUAUAAUGUUGGACAUUGUUAAGCAAGAAACAGAAGAGUCCUGUGAGUCACCUAAAGUGAAAGAAGAACCUGAUGACACCCCUCCUGCCUGUGCAGAAGAGAGCACACCUGCAUCUACAGAAAUAAAGACAGAACCUGAUGAGUCUGUUUAAACUAACCGAGGUAUGAACAUUCUAUUUGUUUUUUUACAGAAGAGCUGCUGUGUUAUCCCUGGAAGGCAAAUACUUUUUAUAUGAAAUAAAAAUGUUCAACUGAGGCAGGGCCUCAACUACUGUUUGGUUAAUAAAUACAUUUUUGUAUUUGAAUUUCUUAACUUGCCUGCACAGUUUCAGGUGUCAUUGUGUGAAAGUUCUGUAGAUGCGUGAAAAUUUAAACGGAACGAAACGGUCUAUGUAAAAAAUGUACAAUUUUCACUUGUGGAAAUGUAAAUUAUAAAUAAAAGCUAUUUUUGCUAUAUAUGGGAGUGUAACGUUUAUGCACACC